GUGUCAUCCUCUUCUACACUGUACUGUGCAGUUCUGGGCAUGGCCUGCAGGGUGCUCACGGUGUAUGAGUUGGAUGUCCUGGCGCCAUUUGAUUUCAAAACAAAGCCCUCAUGGCUCAACACAAAUUAUAAAGUUCUUUUAGUCUCCAUGGAGGUCACCUACUUUGUUUGUGGAUUAGUUUUUAUUCUGGUUGUAGAAGAAUGGGUUUGGGAUUAUGCUAUUUCAGUAAUUAUUCUUCAUGUUGCCAUCACCUCAACUGUUAUGCUGGAAUUCCCCUUGACAUCACAUUGGUGGGCUCAUCCUCAGCAGCCGCAGCAGCAGCGCAGCAGCGCAGCCGCGAGCUCCCCAGGAGUCCGCCAGCCGAAGCCACUACCUGCUCGGCGCUGGGCUCACUAUCGCCGUGCCCACGCUUCAGCAGGGUGCUUAAGGCAGCUGCUGGAUGAUUGA
Molecule: messenger RNA, 447 nt
Organism: Hipposideros armiger (great roundleaf bat)
Lineage: Eukaryota; Metazoa; Chordata; Mammalia; Chiroptera; Hipposideridae
Gene: TMEM244
Product: transmembrane protein 244
Exons: 5
Coding region: 40-447 (135 amino acids)
Source: RefSeq, a predicted model, not a curated record